AUGGCCCUCAGACUUAGCUCGAGUGAAGCGCGAAGAUGCACCGAAGAAAACAAGACUCUUGUUCGGUCCCUAGUGCGCCUCUCCCAGACUUGUUCCAUGCUGCGUGAGAUCGCCCAACCUAUUGGAUAUCACUGCCCUAUAUCCGAAAAUGGUUUCAUCUCGCUUGUCCGGACUCUCUGUGAGCGUCCAGAUCUCGCCAGCAAGGUCCAGGUCUUCAGGGCUGGGGGAGGGUGUAUACCGGCCCUCGGUGCAGAGUUAUCUGAUGCGGCAUCCAACCUUUUCCAGAGCCAAAUGGCCCAGUUUACCGAGAACCGCCCGCAGUUGUUUAAUGAGCAUCCUCAACUAGCAGUCUCUGCUCUUUCACUGGCUAAAGUUCCAAACGCAAAGUCUCUCACCAUGGUACUAUCAGAGGAGGGGGCGGACGACUUCCCCUUCAUCGCCAACAAUGGCUUGCCCAACGUUGAGGAAAUAUACAUUGAAAAUGGUCAAGAUGCGCUAGAACAUCCAUGUCAAGAUGCUACGGAACCGAUUUUGUCGGCAGCCUCAUCGGCAUUGAAGCAUUUCGAAAUGAAUGGUUUCUUCAUCGAAUUCCUCCCGAUGAGCACGGUGGAAAGCCAAAUCACGUCGUUGCACUUGAUAGACUGUCGCAUAGAGUAUGACACGAUGGCGAAUUUAUUGUAUGGCUGGGAUCGUCUUUCCAACCUUUCCGAGUUCAUCUAUCGGCCUGGAGGAGCUGAAAUAGUUGAUAUAGUAGAUGCCAGUUCGUCAGAUGCAUCCGGGGCUGCUUUGAGAGCCCGACGCCUGAGACGUCUCAUUCUUGAUUGGAGAAAUGCCGAGGACAUCUAUCCAAAGCAUGAUUUCCUCGAAACUGACUGCUGCAUUGAAAGUGUUCGAACGCUCGAAUUCCUGGAGUACUUGGAGAUUUCUUCCCGUUCUAUCUGUCUUCACCCCCAUGAAGUUGACGAAAUGCACUCCGAUCGCGACAUGCUUAUUGCAAGACUCUUACCGCCGUCAAUCAAAGCGCUUAAGAUUCUGGAACUAGACCCCAGGCUAGUCCCUGCUCUGAAGUAUCUAGCCCGCUGCGCUGCUCUUCAUUUUACACAUUUAACGGAUGUAUAUUUUGAAAGCCGAGGAGCGGAGUGCAACGAGGCAGUACAGGCGGCUUUUGCAGGAACAUCUAUAUCUACACAUUUUGAUGUUUAG
Clonostachys solani is the source of this 1203-nucleotide messenger RNA. Lineage: Eukaryota; Fungi; Ascomycota; Sordariomycetes; Hypocreales; Bionectriaceae. The record is from the annotation of a GenBank genome assembly.